UUCUGUGGUGUAUUUGCAUGUGUGCGUCCGCGCGCACACAGGCGCGGCUACUUGUAAUGUACAAAAACCAGUAAUAAACGAGCAUCUAUCAGAUCCGGUUGUUUCACUAAAGUACUUGUAGAUACCUCACUGGCGACGAUCCGUGACUUACCCGCGUGUGUAUUUAAAAUAAUUGUUAUUUAUAAUGGCUACUACUUUUAUCGGAAAUUUAAGUCAUUUUGACCAUAACACCCAAGAAUGGGAAAUUUUCAGUAGUCGUUUGAAGCAGUUCAUUGUUUUAAAUCAAAUUAAAGAUGAGAUGAGACAGGCAGUGCUACUGACACAUCUGCAUGACGAUACAUACCGGCUGUUGAAGAACCUUGUGUACCCGAGUAAGGUAGAAGAGGUCGGGUACGACGAGUUGUUAAGGGUGCUCGACGGUCAUUUUACUCCGAAGAGGUGUACCUUCGCUGAUAAGACCAAAUUCUACGAGGCUAUGCGUGACGUGGGGGAGAGUGUCGAGAAGUGGGCGGCUAGAAUCAGAGGACUCGCCGUACACUGCGAGUUUGGAAACUCGCUGGACAUGCUGCUGCGGGACAAGUUCGUGCUGGGGCUACGCGCCGGCAAGGAGCGCGAGCGACUCUUCGAGCAGGACGCCACCACGCUCACGCUGGCGAAGGCGAUGGAGCUGGCACAGCAGACGGAGUGCGCGCAGAAGGCACGCGCCGAUGCAGUGGCCGUGGCCGUGAAGCAGGAGCCGGUGUACCGGGCGGGCGCGCAGCCGUCCGCCGGCCGCCGGGACCCCGAGGCGAGGACCUGCUCGGUGUGCGGUAUGAGGAGCCACGACGAGAGUAGGUGCCGAUAUAAGUCCUACCGGUGCCAGCUGUGUGGUGAAAAGGGACACCUCAAGAAAGUGUGUACUUCCAAGAAGCAGUCCAAGAGUCGUGUGAACAAUGUUGAAGCGACAGAGUUCUCGGUAGAAGGUGGGGACUGCGAUAAUUGCAAGGAGUGUAAACUUCUAAGUUUAAGGUCUUACAAUUAACGGUGGAGAAAUGUGGUGUAUUUGCAUGUGUGCGUCCGCGCGCACACAGGCGCGGCUACUUGUAAUGUACAAAAACCAGUAAUAAACGAGCAUCUAUCAGA
Molecule: messenger RNA, 1122 nt
Organism: Cydia pomonella (codling moth)
Lineage: Eukaryota; Metazoa; Arthropoda; Insecta; Lepidoptera; Tortricidae
Exons: 2
Coding region: 185-1021 (278 amino acids)
Molecular function (GO): nucleic acid binding; zinc ion binding
Source: RefSeq, a predicted model, not a curated record